CCCCAAACCCCCCCACACCCACCCGUAACCCGGUGCCCUUCUCCUCCCAUCCCAUUCUCCUCCGGUAUAACCCGGUGCCCGCCCCCGUUCUCCCGUUAACUUCUUUCUUUUCGGUGCUCAGCCCUCCCCUCCCGGGCCGUUGUGCCCCUCCCGUCCCCCCCCCCCGCGUUAUUGGUCCCUCUCGGUUCUGGCCCCGCCGGGGCCCGACUGGCAGCUGCCCACAGCCGGGAUGCGCCGCAAUGGAUGAGUUCCACCCCUUCAUCGAGGCGCUGCUGCCCCACGUCCGGGCCUUCGCCUACACCUGGUUCAACCUGCAGGCCCGCAAGCGCAAGUACUUCAAGAAGCACGAGAAGAGGAUGUCCAAGGAGGAGGAGCGGGCCGUCAAGGACGAGCUGCUGGGCGAGAAGCCCGAGGUCAAGCAGAAAUGGGCCUCGCGCCUCCUGGCCAAGCUGCGCAAGGACAUCAGGCCCGAGUGCCGCGAGGACUUCGUGCUCUCCGUCACCGGCAAGAAGGCGCCGUGCUGCGUCCUGUCCAACCCCGACCAGAAGGGCAAGAUGCGCCGCAUCGACUGCCUGCGCCAGGCCGACAAGGUGUGGAGGCUGGACCUGGUGAUGGUCAUCCUGUUCAAGGGGGUCCCGCUGGAGAGCACCGACGGCGAGCGCCUGGCCAAGGCCCCGCAGUGCGCCAACCCCGGGCUGUGCGUACAGCCCCACCACAUCGGCGUCUCCGUCAAGGAGCUCGAUCUCUACCUGGCCUUCUUUGUGCAGGCGCCCGGUGAGUGGGGGCCGAGGGGCUGGCGGGGCUGGGAGCCCCACACGGCUCCUGCUUCAGCUGCAGGUGGUUCCGACGUCCGGCAGCUCCCGGUUCCGUCCCCUUUUCCCUCCUGCGGCGCUCGGUGCCGGUGUCACACGACCCCGGGGGAAACCACGGGGGUCUCGGGGUGUCCCUGUCCCUGCAGCCCCCUCCCCGUGCACACAUGGAGCCGGGGGUGCGGCCCCCUCGCUCCGCACACAAAGCAGCACCGUGUGCCAAAGUGCAGCGUGGUGAGCGCCGUGCCAGGGCGGGCACCGGGCUGAGCUGGGAGCCGGGCUGUGCACCGGGGGGGGGGGUGUGCUGGGCACCAGGGUGUGUGGGCUGGGCACAGUGUGUGUGUGCUGGGCACCAGGGUGAGCUGUGCUGAGCCACUCACUGUGCACCGUGCUGGGCUCCGUGUUGAGC
Messenger RNA from Coturnix japonica (Japanese quail), 1218 nucleotides. RefSeq names its product nuclear factor 1. The record is from RefSeq and is a predicted model, not a curated record. Gene Ontology annotation, molecular function: RNA polymerase II cis-regulatory region sequence-specific DNA binding; DNA-binding transcription factor activity, RNA polymerase II-specific. Gene Ontology annotation, biological process: regulation of transcription by RNA polymerase II. Gene Ontology annotation, cellular component: nucleus. NCBI's taxonomy places the organism in Eukaryota, Metazoa, Chordata, Aves, Galliformes, Phasianidae.